Messenger RNA from Prunus dulcis (almond), 2442 nucleotides. RefSeq names its product ABC transporter E family member 2-like. Gene Ontology annotation, molecular function: iron ion binding; ATP hydrolysis activity; ATP binding. NCBI's taxonomy places the organism in Eukaryota, Viridiplantae, Streptophyta, Magnoliopsida, Rosales, Rosaceae. The record is from RefSeq and is a predicted model, not a curated record. The transcript is spliced from 13 exons. The coding region runs from base 163 to 2007 and encodes 614 amino acids. Gene Ontology annotation, biological process: translational initiation; ribosomal subunit export from nucleus; translational termination.
AUUUUUACUGAAUAUGAAUGACUGAGCUUUUUGGUUUCUGCUUGAAUUGAUCAUAGAAUUGAGGAUUUUAUUUGCUCUUACAUUUUUGGCAUUGAAAGUUUCGCACAACUGUGUUAUACUAGAUCAGGUGCAGUUUCUUUGUAAGUAUUAUUUGCUUUAGGUAUGUAUGUGGGGUUCAUAAACAUUCUUUUCACAUUUCAGAUGGAAAAUCGGUCGACUCGCAUAGCGAUAUUGAAUCCUGACAAGUGCAAGCCUAACAAAUGUAAGCAGGAAUGCAAAAGGAGUUGUCCAGUUGUACGUACUGGUAAAUUAUGCAUUGAGGUCUUACCUACGUCCAAGGAUGCUCGUAUCUCCGAAGAGUUGUGCAUUGGUUGUGGUAUAUGUGUUAAGAAAUGCCCAUUUGGAGCAAUUGAAAUCAUCAACUUGCCAAAGUCAUUGGACAAAUAUACAACCCAUCGUUACGGUUUGAACUCUUUUAAAUUACACAGGUUACCAGUGCCUAGGCCAGGGGAAGUUCUUGGUUUGGUUGGGACUAAUGGCAUUGGGAAGUCAACUGCCCUCAAAAUUUUGGCUGGCCAGCUGAAACCGAAUUUGGGUCGUUUCAAUAAACCUCCAGCUUGGCCGGAAAUCUUGGCUUACUUUCGAGGAUCUGAGCUGCAGAGUUAUUUUAUUCAUCUCCUGGAAGAUAAAUUGAAGGCAAUUAUCAAACCCCAAGACGUCGAAGACAUCCAAAGACAAUAUGAUGGAAAAUCAGUAAGGGAGGUGCUCAAACAGAUCGAUGAGAGGGGGAUGAAGGAAGAACUGUGUGUUGAUCUCGAGCUGAACAAUGUACUGGACAGUAAUAUAGGCUAUUUAUCCGGUGGAGAGCUUCAGAGAUUUGCCAUUGCUGUUGUUGCAAUGCAGAAUGCAGAUAUAUAUAUCUUUGACGAACCUUCAAGUUUUCUUGAUGUGAAGCAAAGGCUUAAAGCAGCCAAAGUUAUCCGAUCUUUGAUCAGGCCUGAUAGCUAUGUGAUUGUUGUGGAGCAUGAUUUGAGCGUUCUGGAUUACUUAUCAGAUCACAUUUGUUGUUUAUAUGGGAAACCGCGUGCAUAUGGAGUUGUAACUCUACCUUUCUCAGUUAGAGAAGGAAUCAACAUCUUCUUGUCUGGAUUUAUUCCUACAGAAAAUCUACGCUUCCGGGAUGAAUCUCUGACUUUCAAGGUUGUUGAGACUCCACAAGAAAGUAGUGACCAAAUCGGGAUGUAUGCAAGGUAUAGAUACCCAUCAAUGGCAAGAACUUUGGGAAAGUUCAAGCUUCAAGUUAUUGAGGGCGAGUUUACAGAUUCUCAGAUUAUUGUGAUGUUGGGUGAGAAUGGAACAGGAAAGACCACGUUUAUCAAAAUGCUGGCCAAUCACUUCAAACAUAAUUCUAAUGUGGAGAUACCUAAGCUUCAUGUUUCGUACAAGGCUCAGAAAAUUAGAUUGCCUGCAUCAACUGUGGGAGACUGCCUUCAUAUGAAAAUUCGUGAUUCCUGUACUCAUCCUCAGUUUGUGACAGACGUGAUGAAGCCUCUUCAAAUUGAAGAAUUGAAGGACCGCGAAGUCACAAAUCUUUCUGGUGGAGAGCAGCAAAGGGUUGCUUUAUGCCUAUGCCUUGGACAGCCGGCAGACAUAUAUCUGAUAGAUGAACCAAGUGCAUAUCUUGAUUCGGAGCAGCGAAUUGUUGCAGCAAAAGUUAUAAAGAGGUUCAUCCUCCAUGCUAAGAAAACCGCAUUCGUGGUUGAGCAUGAUUUCAUUAUGGCUACUUACUUGGCAGACAAAGUUAUUGUCUAUGAAGGAAAACCUUCAGUUGAUUGUAUUGCAAAUUCUCCACAAUCAUUGCUGGGUGGGAUGAAUCUCUUCUUAUCUCAACUGGAUAUCACAUUUAGACGUGACCCUACAAACUAUCGCCCAAGAAUCAACAAAUUGAACUCAAUCAAGGAUAGGGAGCAAAAAGCUGCCGGGUCCUAUUAUUACUUGAACGACUAAACCGGAACACAGUCCAACAUAUUCGAGACAACAAGUCCCCUCUCCAUGGGCGGGAGGACUCGACUAAGCCCCAGCCACCAAACGGGAAGUUCUGCAAGUUUUCAGAGGGCAGGGCAUUGAUAGAUACACUCUAGUCAAUAUCAAUAAUAAUCCUAGAAGUUUUGCUAACUUUUUAGAGGACAUUGAUAUAGCAUCAAGGCUGAGUUACCAGCAUGCUCACAAAUGAUUGGAGAGAGUCCUUUGCCUGGUGAAGAGAUCGGUUUUUUUUUUUUUGGGACUUGAACGAGUGUUGUUCAGCCUAUGCGACCAAAUUCAGUACAUUUUCCCUCUAUGUUUUGUGGCCUCUCAUGGCAUCAAAUAUUGUAUUUUAACUAAGUGCUUUGUUUUUGUGUUUGACUAGAAUGCUAUUUGAAGAAUGAAUGAAGUUUUUUUUUU